Molecule: messenger RNA, 1305 nt
Organism: Parus major (Great Tit)
Lineage: Eukaryota; Metazoa; Chordata; Aves; Passeriformes; Paridae
Product: protein-arginine deiminase type-1-like
Exons: 10
Coding region: 1-1305 (434 amino acids)
Cellular component (GO): cytoplasm
Molecular function (GO): calcium ion binding; protein-arginine deiminase activity
Source: RefSeq, a predicted model, not a curated record
AUGGCGCAGCAGCGCCGUGUCCAGCUGUCCACGCAGCGGCCGGGCAGCACCGUGUGCGUGCUGGGCACCGAGCUGGCCCUGGACGUGUGCGGCUCGGCUCCGCGGGGUGCGGCGGCGUUCCAGGCUCAGGCCACGCCCGGGGUGAAGCUGUGGGUGCUGCGCGAGGCCAGGAGCGUCAAGCUGCCCUCGAGCGUGGGGCGCUGGCCCCUGGCCCCCCGCCCCGAGCUGCUGCUGGCCAUGGACGCGCCCAGCAAGGACGUGGGCGACGAGAAGGUGGGACACGGAUCCUGGCGGAUCCCGGGAUUCCUGCUGGAUCAUGGGAUUACCGAUGGGUGUUGGGAUUCCUCGGGGACAGAUCCCAAACUCCAUCCCCACCAUCCCAGGAGGGUCUGGGACAUCAGGAACAGAUCCCAAACUCCAUCCCCACCAUCCCAGGGCCUCCUGGAGUGGCCGAUCUUCACGGACUCCGUGGUUUUCCGCGUGGCUCCCUGGAUCAUGACCCCCAACACGGCAGCACCGCUGGAGGUCUUUGUCUGCAGCGUGGACAACAACGAGGGGUUCGUGGCGGCCGUGGGCGCGCUGGCCGAGAGGGCGCAGUGCCCGCUGACCGUGUGCCCGGCACAGCAGAACCGCCAGGACCGCUGGAUCCAGGAUGAGAUGGAGUUCGGCUACGUCCAAGCCCCCCACAAGACCUUCCCUGUGGUCUUCGACUCGCCCAGGGAUCUCGGCCUGAAGGACUUUCCCAUCAGGAGCAUCCUGGGCCCCGAUUUUGGCUACGUGGCCCGGCAGGCUCCGGAGGGCGCUUCCAGCCUGGAUUCCUUCGGGAAUUUGGAGGUGAGCCCUCCGGUGACGGUGGCGGGCAAGGAGUACCCCUUGGGGCGCAUCCUGAUCGGCAGCAGCUUCCCCAGGCUGGGCGGCCGCAGGAUGGCCAAGGCCGUGCGGGAUUUCCUGCUGGCCCAGAAGGUCCAGGCGCCCGUGGAGCUCUUCUCGGACUGGCUCCACGUCGGGCACGUGGAUGAGUUCCUGAGCUUCGUCCCCGCGCCCGAUCGGAAGGGAUUCCGGCUGCUCCUGGCCAGCCCCAGCGCCUGUUACCAGCUGCUCAAGGAGAAGCAGGAGGAGGGGUUUGGAGAGGCUGCCAUGUUCCAGGGGCUGGACAGGGACGGGGUGCCCAAGCCGACCAUCAACGAGAUCCUGGCUAAUGAGGAGCUCCGCAAGUUCAACGAGUACGCCCAGGUGAGGGAGGGAGCAGGAGGCUCUGAUCCAUCGCUCCCUCCGUGUCCUUCUUGCCUUUGGGGUCAGGAAUAA